ACCCUUGAAACAUUUACCUUGAUUUAAAAAAGAAUACUGAGACAAUAUAAGAUCCUCUUCAUACUUAAAAAAAUGCAACAGAAAGAAAAAAAAUAAAGUUAAAGCUGAAUCUGUCUUCAAUUCACUCUAUUAUGUACAUGGGCUCUAUUAAAAACUGAAAAGUUGAAGGCUGAUUUAUUUCUGCUUAUGGCCUCACAAACAAACCAUCCUUCUGAAUCUUGUGAAGAAUAUUUUAAAAGAUCUGUUUGUAUACCAUUCCUGGAUCAUGUUUGUAAAGACCUAUAAGAGAGAUUUUCUUUAGAGGUUAUGAAUCAGGUACAGCUUUGUGUCAUCCUGCCUAAACCAGACAUAAUUACAGAACAGGAAGCUGCUGUGAUGGAAAUAGUAAAUACCAAACAAGACCUCAACAAAUAUUGUGCCACUUCUAUAGUACAAGAGUUUCAUUUUGGGCUCAAAAAUGAAAGUGAAUCAUUAUUAACAAAGAACAAUUUUCAUAAUCAGUUUUGAAAACCUUGGAAAAUUAUUUCAUUGAACAUUGAUUGAAGAUGGCUGAUAGUUUGAAAGACUAUAAGAAGAGUGAUAUUUCAGCUGAAACUAUAAGAAAACUGGCAAGAUUACGGAAAAAAUUUAUGUUAGGCUCUGAUGUAGAUAAAGAUCUUGUUUUCGAUUUUCAAUUUCUUAUGAAUGAAGAAACUGUAUCUUAUAUCCAAAAACAUGGCAAAGUAAUGUUCUUAAUUCGUGGUCCACCCAGUACAGGAAAAGCCACAUUGAGUGAAAUGAUUAUUGAGAAGUAUCCUAAGGCUACAUUUUGCUGUGCAGAUCUUUACUUUAAGAAUUCUUUUAACUCUCCUUCCCGAACUAAGGAGUCUCUUAGGCUUUCACAUGAAUUUUGUGCAAGUAGAGCAGAAACUGCUUGCACAAACGAUUCAAGAUUAAUAAUUAUUCAAAAUACUCAUAUGCGGAAAUGGGAAAUGCAACAUUAUUUGAAUUUGGCAGCUACUAACAAUUAUGUUGUAAUAAUGGCCAUUACGCUGUAUCGAUUUGAAGUAACUCCAGAGGCUCUUCUAGCUAAUAAUACUGAUGGCCUCAAUAUUACUUACUUCCGGAAACGUUUACGUCAAUGGGAGGAUAUUCCACCUGCAUUAACAGGUUGGUUCUUGUGUCCAGAGGAUGCUUCAUAUUUGCAAAGUCUUGCUUUGGAAUCUCUUAAAGGAUUAACCGCAGAUGAAGAAUUUUGUCAUAUCUUUGAAUUGUAUAGUUCUGAUAAAGUUGCGCAUUAUUACAAAGCCCGAAGACUUUUAUUUUGCCUUGCAGCAUAUGCAACUGACAGUUAUGAAAUGAAAAACCACUACUUAUCAGAUAUAGUACAAUAUUUAUAUGGCAAAUGCUUCACAAUUACAGUCUUAGGCUAUCACAUCACACCUUCUGCAAUGAAUGCAGUUGUGUAUGUAGAUGACAAAAUGGAGCUUCUUAUGUUUGAGGGUUCUCACAAUUAUGUGAAAAAUUAUGAAUUCAGUGAUUACAUGAACAGAUUAGGAAUCAAUGAUAACUUAUCUGAACAUGGAAAAACCUACAAGUUCAAAAAUAGCCCUCAGUCACUAAAGAGUGCAACAGCUGCUCUAGAAGAAUGGGAAGAGGGAGAAGUAUUUUUUGCUAAGCAGUGUAGUUUCAUUCAUUUGGCCCAAAAGGAUGAAGAUGUUUUUGAUGCUGGACAACUCAGAAACGAAUUCAAGAAGUCCAUAUUAUUUGCCGCUGAUGUUGAUGAUAAAUUUACAAGUGAUUGUUUUAAUACAUUGAAUAAUGGAACUACAGUUUGUAGGGUAAAAGACAAUGAAUGGCUAAUUAAAGCACCAAAGAAAAUCAGCUUUAAGGCACUAUUUACUGGACUGUACACUUAGAAUGAAUUCAGGCCUUUUUAAUAAUCCAUAAGUGCCUAAUUUUAGCCGUAUUUUGAUAUACCAUUUAAAAGAUAUGAUACUUUUCUGUUAACAUGACAGAAGGAUGAAUUUGGUAUGUGCCAAAUAUAUCAAAUAUUGCAACUUUAUUGGGUAAAACACACCAAGCCCAUUGUAGACAUACUUCAAACCUUUUUGAGUAUUUAGUUCUCAUUUUGAUUCAGGCAUUACAUCAAAAAAUUUUCUUGUUUUUAGAGUGAAAAGCAUCUCAUUUACUUCAGGAAAUGCAAUUUUAUCCUUUCUUUUAAUGGUAUUUACUGAAAAAAAAACUUUUAUAUUAUGUUUUUAGUUUGAUAAAUAAUAUAACAAUGUGAUGUUUAAGUUUUUGACAAUUUUUACUAUUGCGAUAUCUUUUAUAAUUU
Molecule: messenger RNA, 2317 nt
Organism: Argiope bruennichi
Lineage: Eukaryota; Metazoa; Arthropoda; Arachnida; Araneae; Araneidae
Product: 2',3'-cyclic-nucleotide 3'-phosphodiesterase-like
Exons: 6
Coding region: 546-1898 (450 amino acids)
Biological process (GO): cyclic nucleotide catabolic process
Cellular component (GO): membrane; cytoplasm
Molecular function (GO): 2',3'-cyclic-nucleotide 3'-phosphodiesterase activity
Source: RefSeq, a predicted model, not a curated record